This is a messenger RNA of Manis javanica (Malayan pangolin), 4126 nucleotides long. It is a transcript of the gene FNBP4, whose product is annotated as formin binding protein 4. Gene Ontology annotation, molecular function: protein binding. The record is from RefSeq and is a predicted model, not a curated record. Lineage: Eukaryota; Metazoa; Chordata; Mammalia; Pholidota; Manidae.
AAAAGCGGAUAUUUGGCGGAGGCUGUGUCGCGAUGUGUGAACAUUGGUGACGCAGCGUCGUGCCGAGUGCCCGCCCCUCUCGGUUGCCCGACGUUCGCGGCUCGCGAUGGGGAAGAAAUCCCGGGCGGUACCCGGCCGCAGGCCCAUCUUGCAGCUUUCUCCGCCGGGUUACCGGAGCAGCACUCCAGGCCGGGACCUGGAGGCAGAACCCGACACCGAGCCGGACUCGACGGCGGCGGCGCCCAGCCAGCCAUCCCUAGCGGCGGCGGCGACGACCACCGCGGGGACUGCGGCCUCGCCUCGGGACGACUCGCCUUCCGAGGAUGAACAGGAAGUAGUGGUGGCGGUCCCCAGAGUUGUUGAGAAUCCUCCCAAACCAACCAUGACCACCAGACCCACAGCCGUUAAAGCAACAGGAGGUCUGUGCUUACUUGGUGCAUAUGCUGACAGUGAUGAUGAUGAGAGUGAUGUUGCAGAGAAACAUGCACAGUCUAAAGAGGUGAAUGGAAACCAGUCAGCUGAUAUUGAUAGUACAUUGGCCAACUUCCUAGCGGAGAUAGAUGCAAUAACAGCUCCUCAGCCUGCAGUUCCUAUAGGAGCAUCAGCUACACCUCCAACUCCACCUCGACCAGAGCCAAAAGAAUUGGCAACAUCUGCCCUUUCUUCCACUACUUCAAAUGGAACAGACUCAACCCAGACAUCAGGGUGGCAGUAUGAUACUCAGUGUUCAUUGGCAGGAGUUGGAAUUGAGAUGGGAGAUUGGCAAGAAGUCUGGGAUGAGAACACAGGAUGCUAUUAUUAUUGGAAUACACAAACAAAUGAAGUGACUUGGGAGUUACCCCAGUAUCUUGCUGCACAGGUGCAAGGAUUACAACAUUACCAGCCCAGUUCUGUAACAGAUGCUGAAGCUAAUUUUGUAGUAAAUACAGACAUGUAUACAAAGGAGAAAAACCCUUCUGUUUCCAGUAGUAAGAGUGGAUCAAUCAUACCCAAACGAGAGGUUAAAAAGGAAGUAAAUGAAGGAAUCCAGGCUCUCUCAAAUAGUGAGGAGGAGAAGAAAGGCGUGGCAGCAUCACUGCUUGCUCCUUUAUUGCCUGAGGGAAUAAAAGAGGAAGAAGAGAGAUGGAGAAGAAAAGUAAUUUGUAAAGAAGUAGAGUCAGUUUCAGAAGUAAAAGAAGUAACUGCAACAGUAGAGGAGGUGGCAAUAGUAAAGCCACAGGAAAUUACACUGGACAAUAUGGAAGACCCUUCUCAGGAAGAUCUGUGCAGUGCUGUUCAGUCUGGAGAAAGUGAGGAGGAAGAGGAACAAGAUACCCUUGAGCUGGAGCUAGUUUUGGAAAAGAAAAAGGCAGAGUUACGAGCCUUGGAGGAAGGAGAUGGUAGUGUGUCAGGGUCUAGUCCGUGUUCUGAUAUCAGCCAGCCAGCAUCUCAAGAUGGGAUGCAUCGACUUAUGUCUAAAAGAGGGAAAUGGAAGAUGUUUGUUCGAGCUACCAGUCCAGAAUCCAUCAGCCGGAGUUCUAGCAAAACUGGACAGGAGACUCCAGAAAAUGGAGAAACUGCAAUUGGUGCUGAAAAUUCAGAAAAAAUAGAUGAGAAUUCGGACAAAGAGAUGGAAGUAGAUGAAUCACCAGAAAAGAUAAAAGUACAAACAGCACCUAAAGUAGAAGAACAGGAUUUGAAAUUUCAGAUUGGAGAACUGGCAAAUACCCUGACAAGUAAAUUUGAAUUCCUAGGCAUUAAUAGACAGUCCAUCUCCAACUUUCAUAUGCUGCUCUUACAGACUGAGACUCGGAUUGCAGACUGGAGGGAAGGGGCACUUAAUGGAAAUUACCUUAAACGAAAACUACAGGAUGCAGCAGAACAGCUAAAACAGUAUGAAAUAAACGCCACUCCUAAAGGCUGGUCCUGCCACUGGGACAGGGAUCAUAGACGAUAUUUCUAUGUAAACGAACAGUCGGGCGAGUCUCAGUGGGAGUUCCCAGAUGGUGAGGAGGAGGAGGAGGAAAGCCAAGCACAAGAAAGUAGAGACGAGACUCUUCCUAAACAGACCUUGAAAGACAAAACUGGCACUGAUUCAAAUUCUACAGAAACCUCUGAGAAUUCCACAGGUUCUCUUUGUAAAGAGUCUUUUUCUUCAUCACUCAUGCCACUCACUCCAUUCUGGACCCUCCUUCAGUCAAAUGUGCCAGUGCUUCAACCUCCAUUACCUUUGGAAAUGCCACCACCCCCACCUCCACCCCCAGAAUCCCCCCCUCCCCCUCCCCCUCCUCCCCCUCCUCCCAUAGAAGAUGGUGAGAUCCAAGAGGUAGAGAUGGAGGAUGAGGGAAGUGAGGAGCCUCCUGCCCCAGGAACAGAGGAGGAUACUCCAACAAAACCUUCAACAAAAGUCACAGCUGUGAUUAGCCAGAGUUCAGUUGACGCUACCAUCUCUAGUUCUCCUUCCACUAAAGCAAUAAAGAGAAAAGCUACAGAAAUUAGUACUGCAGUAGUUCAGAGAUCAGCUACCAUUGGUAGUUCUCCUGUCCUCUACAGCCAGUCAGCUAUAGCUGCAGGUCAGCAGGCAACAGGGAUUGGAAACCAGUCUGCAGGGAUUGGAUACCAUGCAAUAUCAGUUAGCCGUCCAGCAACAGGAAUGGGUCAUCAGGCCAGAGGAAUGAGCUUACAGUCAAAUUACCUAGGACUGGCAUCAGCUCCUGCAGUUAUGAGCUAUGCUGAAUGCUCUGUCCCAAUGGCAGUGACUGCUCCCACACUGCAGCCAGUGCAGGCCCGAGGUGCUGUGCCUACCAGUGCCGUAAUAGAACCACCACCUCCUCCUCCUCCUCCUCCUCCACCUCCGCCUCCGCCUCCACCUCCUCCUCCACCUCCUCCACCAGCUCCCAAAAUGCCACCAUCUGAGAAGACAAAAAAAGGAAAGAAAGACAAGGCAAAGAAGAGUAAAACCAAAAUGCCAUCUCUGGUAAAGAAGUGGCAGAGUAUCCAGCGUGAGUUAGAUGAAGAGGAGAACUCUAGUUCCAGUGAAGAAGACCGGGAAUCAACUGCACAGAAGCGAAUUGAAGAGUGGAAGCAGCAGCAGCUGGUCAGUGGCAUGGCAGAGAGAAAUGCUAAUUUUGAAGCCCUUCCUGAGGAUUGGCGAGCAAGACUGAAGAGAAGGAAAAUGGCUCCAAACACAUAAUUUAAAAUUCUUUUUAAUUUUUAUUACUGACUUAUUCCAUGUUCAGAGUCUUAAACCAGUUUUACAGUUGUCAAUAAACUAUAAAUGUUAUGAGGGAGAGCAUAUGAAUUUCCUGGACAAGAGCUUACUCAUACAAAAUUUUCACAUUUGUGAAAUGUAAUGUUUUCUGUUUUGCUGGAGAGUGUUUUGCUGGAGUAAUGUUUACUGCCUUUGUUCUCAUACUGUCAAACUCAGCAUGUUAGUUAGGUACAUUAACUUCAUCAGUCUGAAACAUGUGGCUCAUAAAUAUGACACUGCUAUAGAGGGCUCACUGACGAAAAGUGAAGAAUUUUCUUAACUACUAGGGACUCACUUAGUGCCUAGUGUGGCUCUCUCAUUAACUUAAAUUCCGGAACAAGUGCAAUUAAGAAGGCAGCUCUGUAUUCUACCUUGCUUAAUUGGGAUCAUCAAUCUCUUUCUGACCUGUUCCUCUAAACUGUCAUCUCUUAAGUGCUGAAGUAUAUAUCAGGUUGUUUACCUUUUGUUGACAGAUGGCCAUGCUCUUUACUCUUUCUCACAAAUUCUACAGCUGAUAGCACAGUCAUUUCACAUACUAGGUGGCAUAUUUAAAUUUCAAUACAGGCAGCAGCAGGUGUUCAUGUCUUUGUUUUUGAGAAUUUCUCCCUCCCAUACGUGGCAGUAAAUGUAACAAGAGCCAUUGUAUGUAUUAAUGUGACUCCAUUGUCUUAACCUUGUUCCAAAAUUUGCCUCCCUUUUAUGUGUGAAUGUACUCUUCAUAAAAUUCCAGUAUUUAAAAUGCAGUUCACUGUUCUGUAGAUUCUGUUGUAUCACAAUCAGGUAAAAGUCACUUUAAACUGAAGAAAAGGCAAGUUGUGUUUUAAAGCUGUAUUUCUCCAGUUUCUGACCUUGUAAAUUUGUAUAUAUGCACUAAUAAAGCUUUUUUUAUACUUGUGA